This is a messenger RNA of Ricinus communis (castor bean), 549 nucleotides long. RefSeq lists its product as uncharacterized. Gene Ontology annotation, molecular function: zinc ion binding; nucleic acid binding. The record is from RefSeq and is a predicted model, not a curated record. Lineage: Eukaryota; Viridiplantae; Streptophyta; Magnoliopsida; Malpighiales; Euphorbiaceae. The transcript has a single exon. Bases 1 to 549 code for a protein of 182 amino acids.
AUGGCUACUCUGGAUAAAAUGUGUGAGCAGCAAAAGCUAUUCAAGAAGAUUGCAAAAGGAGAAGCACUGUUGAAAAAUCUCUGCAAUCGGGAUUAUUUGCAAAUCAAAUGCAAGGAUAAGCAUUGUACGUGCAAGACAAAAAAGAAGAAACAUUUUUCUUAUUCAGAGAAAUCUCCCCAGUAUAAACAGAGAAAAGGAAGAAAAUUGCACUGGUUCAGAAAGAAGGUAACAAGCAAGCAUAAAUCUGAUCGAUGUUACAUCUGUGGUCAAUCAGGACACUAUGCAAAGAGAUGUCCCAAUAAGCCUAAGAAGACUGUUGCACUUCUUCAUCAACUGAAGACUUCAUAUCCAGAUGACUUAUCCGAUCAUGAUCUUGAGUCUCUCUUUUCAGAAGAAGAAAUGGCGUCUUCUCAGACUCUAUUUGCUAUUCCAUAUUCAGAUACCAGCACAGAAGAUGAAAGUUCUUCAGACGAAGAAACAUCUGUUUUUACUAUUGGUCCUGCACUCCAAGUAAAACAGGAACCACCUGAUUAUACUCUUGCGAUAUAG